UUGGAGUGUUAGUGUGACCAUGGUUGAACUAGUUACACUAGUGUUGUUGCUUACCAUCACCGGUGUUGUUGUAGCGGAAGGAGAGUCAGCAGCUGGAGCCAAGAAAGAGUGCUACGCUAACCCGAAUGGCGACAAGAUGGAUCCCAACAACAUCUACACAUGUGUGUCUCCUCAGACCUGUUGCCAGGAGAACGCUGUUCCCACCUGUUGCGCCACUAAAGAAACUUCAGAAGCAGUUGUGGGACAGGCGCAGUUGUGGGGCACUCUGGCGGGGUUGAUCAUAGUGGUGGCACUACUAAUGUGGUACUGUCGUCAUGAUGGUGACUGUUGUGGCAACACCAAGGGCAAGAUUGGUUGCUGCUGCUGUACCCGCGAUGAAGUACCAGACAACGCCAACACUGAUAUUGAAAAGGUUAAGCUUCCUCCUGAGCCAGAGAAGCUUCCUGCUGCUCCAGUAAAUAAAGACUUAGUUGACAUCGAGAGUGAUGUAGUUCCUUAAGAUGUCUGCACUGCUUGUAAGAUGCCACACUGACAUUUCAACCUCUUACAACGCUCCAAGACUACUUUAAAUCACAACUUGUCUUAAUCAAAAACUGAACGAGUGGAACGAGUAUAGAGAGAGAGACAGAGACAGAAUCUUAAAAAUACGUUAAUUUUCCCUACUAUUCGUACUUAACUGAGAAAGGAAGUACAUAAUGCCAGAAUAUUAAGGCUAAGACUAAUACAACUUAUGUAUGAUGAAGUGUGUGUGUGUUUGUCUGUGAACACUGUUCUCACAUUCUAUUAUUCUUCUACUAUAAGUGUAAAGUUAAGAUCAUUGUUUACUACUGUGGUAGAGUGCAACACUCACAGUGUAGUAACAGUAGCAGCUGUCAUAUUUACUACUGUGGUAGAGUGCAACACUCACAGUGUAGUAACAGUAGCAGCUGUCAUAUUUACUACUGUGGUAGAGUGCAACACUCACAGUGUAGUAACGGUAGUAGCUGUCAUAUUUACUACUGUGGUAGAGUGCAACACUCACAGUAUAGUAACGGUAGCAGCUGUCAUAUUUACUACUGUGGUAGAGUGCAACACUCACAGUAUAGUAACGGUAGUAGCUGUCAUAUUUACUACUGUGGUAGAGUGCAACACUCACAGUAUAGUAACGGUAGUAGCUGUCAUAUUUACUACUCUGGUAGAGUGCAACACUCACAGUAUAGUAACGGUAGCAGCUGUCAUAUUUACUACUGUGGUAGAGUGCAACACUCAGUGUAGUAACGGUAGCAGCUGUCAUAUUUACUACUGUGGUAGAGUGCAACACUCACAGUGUAGUAACGGUAGCAGCUGUCAUAUUUACUACUGUGGUAGAGUGCAACACUCACAGUGUAGUAACGGAAACAGCUGUCAUAUUUACUACUGUGGUAGAGUGCAACACUCACAGUAUAGUAACGGUAGCAGCUGUCAUAUUUACUACUGUGGUAGAGUGCAACACUCAGUGUAGUAACGGUAGCAGCUGUCAUAUUUACUACUGUGGUAGAGUGCAACACUCAGUGUAGUAACGGUAGUAGCUGUCAUAUUUACUACUGUGGUAGAGUGCAACACUCACAGUAUAGUAACGGUAGCAGCUGUCACAUUUACUACUGUGGUAGAGUGCAACACUCACAGUAUAGUAACGGUAGCAGCUGUCACAUUUACUACUGUGGUAGAGUGCAACACUCACAGUAUAGUAACGGUAGCAGCUGUCAUAUUUACUACUGUGGUAGAGUGCAACACUCAGUGUAGUAACAGUAGCAGCUGUCAUAUUUACUACUGUGGUAGAGUGCAACACUCACAGUAUAGUAACGGUAGCAGCUGUCAUAAUUACUACUGUGGUAGAGUGCAACACUCACAGUGUAGUAACGGUAGCAGCUGUCAUAUUUACUACUGUGGUAGAGUGCAACACUCACAGUGUAGUAACAGUAGCAGCUGUCAUAUUUACUACUGUGGUAGAGUGCA
This is a messenger RNA of Cherax quadricarinatus, 1974 nucleotides long. The record is from RefSeq and is a predicted model, not a curated record. NCBI's taxonomy places the organism in Eukaryota, Metazoa, Arthropoda, Malacostraca, Decapoda, Parastacidae.